Suillus paluster is the source of this 2044-nucleotide messenger RNA. RefSeq names its product glycoside hydrolase family 79 protein. NCBI's taxonomy places the organism in Eukaryota, Fungi, Basidiomycota, Agaricomycetes, Boletales, Suillaceae. The transcript has 9 exons. The coding region runs from base 416 to 1996 and encodes 526 amino acids. The record is from RefSeq and is a predicted model, not a curated record.
AGCAUACCGGUUUAGGCAACUGACUUCAAGAUGAUAAUGAUCGUUAACAUCUUGCUCAGGUCUGCGAAUUACUGGAUCGUAAAAUCGGCGGAGAAUACGAUUAUCCUUUUUCUCGGUGAAUUGACGGUGAUGUGCUCCUAUGGAGAAAACGCGCUAAUUUAACAGACUUCGAAGCCUCAGGUACAUCGCGCCCUCGUCACGGACUCCCCGAUGCGACCACCACAGCACACAUGCGUGGCACUCAUGCGGGUGCUAUAAUUGUCCACCAAGUGUCCACGGCCACGAGGCUCAGUGUCCACAGCAUCGAAUUGUAGUUUCGGUCAUCUCAGCCCUCCUUCGACCGUAUAUAUAAUCGAGUUGCUCUCAGAGAUAUGAACUGGAGUCUUUUAUAGCUUUUCGCCAGAAGGCGUCCCUCAUGUCGUGGUGUAUGCAAGGUACUUACUUCUUCAUGCUCGUCGCUCCAAUUGUCUCGGCGAUCGAGGUUACAAUCCCGCUCGCUGCACCCUCGGGUGCAGCAUCAGUUAUGGGCAACCUCGUUUCACUUUCAAUCGAGCAAGAUAGAUGGGUCGAUUGGGCAGGGAGCACAGAACCUAACACGUUUUUCAACAACGUCCUUGAUAACUUGGUCCAAAUAACCAACACUCCUCCCUUCUUGAGAAUAGGCGCUGACUCGGAGGACCACACUGACUUCAGCUAUGAUAUCGAAUAUGAAGAAAAUAUGUUCUCUGCUUCGACUGCCAUCAUGCCAUACCCAGAAGCCUACAGUACCAUUGUUGGGCAAGGUUUCUAUGACAUCAUCUCUCAUCUUCCACAGGGGACGCAGGUUCACUGGGGUGUCAACCUGAGGGAGCACAACCUCACAGCGGUCUACCUCGAAACUGUCGCACUCAUCAACGCAUUUUCCUCCCCUGCUGUAGUAGAGAAGGGUAUCACGCUGAAGUUCAUCGAGGUCGGUAACGAGGCUGAUUACUACCACGACGAUGGUAGUCGUAGUAAAAAUAUCUGGAAUGUGCAAGAAUAUGUCUCCGAGUGGGAGGAGUUUGCGUAUAACGUUUCGAUGACAGCCAAGCUCUCCAAAACAUCAUAUACAAAACUGAUCGGCGCUGCGUUCGCUGGAUCUUCUCACAACAACCUCAACGGCUUCUCUCCUCAAGCUAUAUUUAAUCUCGGCAUCCUCAAAUCUCCUGCAGGCCAGCUAAUUGAGACCAUUUCGCAACACCUAUACAGUGGCUCAUUCUGUUCUGGAGGUGGAGCCGUGCUGCAGGAUUUGAUGACCAAAAGCUAUAUCCGCGGUAACAUCUCCGUGUUUAACCCUGAUAUUGAAGCAACCUUUGCCAAUGGUCUGAACUACAUCCUUGGGGAGACAAACAGUAUGAGUUGCCAUGGUACACCUAAUGUCAGUAAUACAGCUGGUGCUGCCCUCUGGUUACUCGACUACUCUUUAUAUGCCACACAAGUCGGUAUCAGUCGCAUACAUUUCCACCAGGGCGUUGGCUACAAGUACAAUUUGAUUCAACCCGUGACGCUUGACUAUUCAAUCAUCGACGGCUCUCCAAUUGGGUCACUGGCACCACACAUACAGCCACCAUACUAUGCCGCUAUCAUCGUCGCAGAGGCUAUCGGGACAUCUGGAACAACGCAAGCAGUCGAAAUUGUCAUUGACGAGAAUAAUGUGUCAGGCUAUGCAUUUUAUGAGCAUGGUACCCUCUCGAAAGCCGUGCUCAUAAACACGAUCGCAUAUUUUGCCGGCGCUGGUGCGAGGAACUCGACUCACAUUGAUUUUUCUUUCACUGGUUCCGGAUAUACCGCGAAGGAGAUGAGCGUGAAGACGCUGAAAAUUAGGUAUGCCUCCGAUACCACUAAUCUGACCUGGGGAGGUCAGACGUACGAGACUAGUGACGGUAGAGUUAGCGGGCCUCUGACUGUCGACACAUUACCUGUCAGCUCUGGAGUGGACCUGCAAGAGACGGAAGCAGUCCUCGUCACGUUUCUUUGACGUGGAUGGGUAUAGUUUGUAAUAUGUCCAAAACACCCAGUAGCAUAC